CUAUUGUACUUCAUACUGUAUUUAAUGGUGGAAAACAAAUCUUCAAUAUGGAACCUUCCUAUUGGAAUCAAACCAUUUUAAACAUCAGUUUGCAGACAAUUGAUGUCCCAUGCUCAGAAAUUGAUAAAAUAAUUAAUGCAUAUUAUGUUCCAACAAUCUAUAGCUGCACGUUUAUACUUGGUGCCACUCUUAACUUUGCUGCCAUUAUAGUUUACUUAUUUGCCUUAAAAAAGUGGACUCGAAGUAAUAUCUUUCUUUUCAAUUUGCUACUAGCAGAUCUACUUUAUAUAUGCAACUUGCCUUUCUUAAUUUCAUAUUAUGCAAAUAAAGGUAUCUGGUAUUUUGGGGAAUUUUACUGCAAACUAGUGAGGUAUUUCUUCCAUGCCACCUUAUAUACAAGCAUUCUUUUUCUUGGCUGUGUCAGUAUGGAUCGAUAUUUUUUAAUAGCUCACCCUGUUAAAUCUGCUGAAAUAUUCAAGAAAUGGCAUGCUGCUUUGAUAAGUUUAACAAUAUGGAUUGUUGUGACAUUGGAACUUUUGCCAAUGUUUUACCUAAUUACUACUGAAAGCAUUUCAAACUCCACUGAGUUAAAGUGUCUUGAUUAUGCUAGUUCUGGAGAUGUGGAGAUGACAUUCAUUUUCAGCAUGACAUUGACUUUUACAGGAUUCUUCAUACCUUACUGUAUCCUUGUAUUUAGUUAUAUUCUAGUAGCACGUGUACUAAAUGAUAUGAAAAGAAGGUUUCAACAUUCAGACAAAGUGGGAAAGCCUCUAACUUUAAUUGUUUUUGCAAUGGCACUCUUUUCUGCUUCUUUCAUUCCAUAUCACAUCAUGAGGAAUGCCCGCAUAGCUGUGCGAAUGUUCUACACAUCAAACAGUUGCCCCACUAUUAUUUUCAGGGCACUUUAUAAUGCCACUCGCCCUUUCAGCAGUUUAAACAGUUGCCUCAACCCCGUAUUUUAUUUUCUAGUGGGCGAUAAAUUUCGAGAUAAAUUAUUUUCACUGUUGUGCAAAAGGCAAAAAUCAAGUUGUAAAAAUCUAACGAGAGUUUCAAAAAGUAAGGAAAUAACUGAAGUGUCACAUCUUUAGGAUAUAAAAAAUAUAAGUGUGAAAUAUAGCAGAAUAUUUACAAAUACUGUAUUAUUGACAGUUUUAGUAAAAGCACAGCACAAAUAAAACAUCAACUUUGCUUUAACAUUUUGU
Molecule: messenger RNA, 1202 nt
Organism: Erpetoichthys calabaricus (reedfish)
Lineage: Eukaryota; Metazoa; Chordata; Cladistia; Polypteriformes; Polypteridae
Product: succinate receptor 1-like
Exons: 1
Coding region: 48-1088 (346 amino acids)
Biological process (GO): G protein-coupled receptor signaling pathway
Cellular component (GO): plasma membrane
Molecular function (GO): G protein-coupled receptor activity
Source: RefSeq, a predicted model, not a curated record